Molecule: messenger RNA, 1069 nt
Organism: Herpailurus yagouaroundi (jaguarundi)
Lineage: Eukaryota; Metazoa; Chordata; Mammalia; Carnivora; Felidae
Gene: RNLS
Product: renalase, FAD dependent amine oxidase
Exons: 4
Cellular component (GO): extracellular region
Molecular function (GO): oxidoreductase activity, acting on NAD(P)H
Source: RefSeq, a predicted model, not a curated record
CAUGACUUCGCUUUCGGAACAGGUGCCGAGGUCUCCUUCCGACACCGUGUGACCCAGAUCAACCUGAGAAAUGACAAGUGGGAAGUGUCCAAGGAAACAGGUUCCCCCGAGCGGUUUGACAUCGUUGUCCUCACGAUGCCGGUUCCGCAGAUUCUGCAGCUCCGAGGUGACAUCGCAAACUUAAUUAGUGAAUGCCAAAGGCAGCAACUGGAGUCUGUGCGCUACUCUUCUCGCUACGCCCUGGGCCUCUUUUAUGAAGCUGGCACGAAGAUUGAUGUCCCUUGGGCUGGACAGUACAUCACCAGUAAUCCCUGCACACGCUUCAUCUCCAUCGAUAAUAAGAAACGCAAUAUAGAGUCAUCAGAAGUGGGACCUUCCCUGGUGGUUCACACCACUGUCCCAUUUGCAGUCACAUACCUGGAGCACAGCACUGAGGACGUGCGGGAGCUAAUCUACCAGCAGCUGGAAAGCAUUUUGCCAGGUCUGCCUCAACCAGUUGUCACCAAAUGCCAGAAAUGGAGAUAUUCCCAGGUGAUAAGUGCUCCUGCCAACUCUCAUGGCCAAUUGACUCUUCAUCGGGAACCUUUCCUUGUGUGUGGAGGGGAUGGGUUCACCCAGUCCAACUUCGACGGCUGUGUCUCUUCUGCCCUGUGUGUUCUAGAAGCUUUAAAGAACCAAAUUUAGCCCCUGGAUCUUUUUUCUCUACCUGUGCUUGGGGUUUCUGGUUUCACAGUUCUCUGUGAGAGAUUACUUUGUUUUCUAUUUUGCUGAGAGAAAUUACUGGAAAAUUUUUCGUAUGGAGCAUAAAAUCGAUUUCGUAAUUUUGAUAGUUACAACACAAGUUGCAAUGAAGAUUCUCUGUACAGUACACCUUUCACGGGGUUUCUGAAUUGCCAUGAUUACUCCUUGUUAAAGAAAAAUAAAAAAUAAUGUUUAAGAAUAACAAAUAACCCUCUCCCCCCAAAAAAGUAUGUCAAAUCAAAAUAAUAGUUCAUGUUCCAAAACCUUGAUUCUUUUGAGAAUUUCAAUUCCAAAUAAAGAAUAAUUAAUAUCAAAUCUUCAUUUUCAA